AGGUCGGCGGCGGCGCCGCAGUCGUGGAGGGGCACUGGGUUCGUAGGCGGCCGCGGGCGACGCAAGUUCCGCACGGAGCCCGUCUCUUCUUGCCUCACGCUUCUUCCUCUCUCCUAGUUGCGCGCUGCCUCCCGACGGCCGCUCUUCCUGACGAGAGCUUUCGGAGUGCGGUUGCUGAGGAGAAGCCGUCACCACCCCGCCUCGGGGCCGAGUGAGGGUUCCUGUCGCGCCGCGUCGCCCCCUGCGCCGCCUCCUUGCCCUCAGUGGCGGGCGCCCUUCUCGCAGGAAGCAUUCCCCCCAGCUCCAUGAAUGGAAAUCGGCUCCGCAGGACCCGUUGGGGCCCAGCCCCUACUCAUGGUGCCCAGAAGACCUGGCUAUGGCACCAUGGGCAAACCCAUUAAAUUGCUGGCUAACUGUUUUCAAGUUGAAAUUCCAAAGAUUGAUGUCUACCUCUAUGAGGUAGAUAUUAAACCAGACAAGUGUCCUAGGAGAGUGAACAGGGAGGUGGUUGACUCAAUGGUUCAGCAUUUUAAAGUAACUAUAUUUGGGGACCGUAGACCAGUUUAUGAUGGAAAAAGAAGCCUUUACACAGCCAAUCCACUUCCUGUGGCAACUACAGGGGUAGAUUUAGAUGUUACUUUACCUGGGGAAGGUGGAAAAGAUCGACCUUUCAAGGUGUCAAUCAAAUUUGUCUCUCGGGUGAGUUGGCACCUACUACAUGAAGUACUGACAGGACGGACCUUGCCAGAGCCACUGGAAUUAGACAAGCCAAUCAGCACUAAUCCUGUCCAUGCCGUUGAUGUGGUGCUACGACAUCUGCCCUCCAUGAAAUAUACGCCUGUGGGGCGUUCGUUUUUCUCAGCUCCAGAAGGAUAUGACCACCCUCUGGGAGGGGGCAGGGAAGUUUGGUUUGGAUUCCAUCAGUCUGUUCGGCCUGCCAUGUGGAAAAUGAUGCUUAAUAUUGAUGUUUCUGCCACUGCCUUCUACAAAGCACAACCUGUAAUUCAGUUCAUGUGUGAAGUUCUUGACAUUCAUAAUAUUGAUGAGCAGCCAAGACCUCUGACUGAUUCUCAUCGGGUAAAAUUCACCAAAGAGAUAAAAGGUCUGAAGGUUGAAGUGACUCAUUGUGGAACAAUGAGACGGAAAUACCGUGUUUGUAAUGUAACAAGAAGGCCUGCCAGUCAUCAAACCUUUCCUUUACAGUUAGAAAAUGGCCAAACUGUGGAGAGAACAGUAGCACAGUAUUUCAGAGAAAAGUAUACUCUUCAGCUGAAGUACCCACACCUUCCCUGUCUGCAAGUGGGGCAGGAGCAGAAACAUACCUAUCUGCCACUAGAAGUCUGUAAUAUUGUGGCAGGGCAACGAUGUAUCAAGAAGCUAACGGACAAUCAAACCUCCACUAUGAUCAAAGCAACAGCAAGAUCUGCACCAGAUAGACAAGAGGAAAUUAGCAGAUUGGUAAGAAGUGCAAAUUAUGAAACAGAUCCAUUUGUUCAGGAGUUUCAAUUUAAAGUUCGGGAUGAAAUGGCCCAUGUAACCGGACGCGUACUUCCAGCACCUAUGCUCCAGUAUGGUGGCCGGAAUCGGACAGUAGCAACACCAAGCCACGGAGUAUGGGACAUGCGAGGGAAACAGUUCCACACAGGAGUUGAAAUCAAAAUGUGGGCUAUAGCUUGUUUUGCCACACAGAGGCAGUGCAGAGAAGAAAUAUUGAAGGGUUUCACGGACCAGCUGCGUAAGAUUUCUAAAGAUGCAGGGAUGCCCAUCCAGGGCCAGCCUUGCUUCUGCAAAUACGCGCAGGGGGCAGACAGCGUGGAGCCCAUGUUCCGGCAUCUCAAGAACACGUACUCUGGGCUACAGCUCAUUAUUGUCAUCCUGCCAGGGAAGACACCAGUGUAUGCGGAGGUGAAACGUGUUGGAGAUACACUUUUGGGUAUGGCUACACAGUGUGUUCAAGUCAAGAAUGUAAUAAAAACAUCCCCUCAAACUCUCUCAAACCUGUGCCUAAAGAUAAAUGUUAAACUUGGAGGGAUCAAUAAUAUUCUUGUACCUCAUCAAAGACCUUCUGUGUUCCAGCAACCAGUGAUCUUUUUGGGAGCAGAUGUCACUCAUCCACCAGCUGGUGAUGGGAAGAAGCCUUCUAUUGCUGCUGUUGUAGGUAGUAUGGAUGCCCACCCAAGCAGAUACUGUGCUACAGUAAGAGUUCAGAGACCCCGACAGGAGAUCAUCCAGGACCUUGCCUCCAUGGUCCGAGAACUUCUCAUUCAGUUUUAUAAGUCAACUCGGUUCAAACCUACUCGUAUCAUCUUUUAUCGGGAUGGUGUUUCAGAGGGGCAGUUUAGGCAGGUAUUAUAUUAUGAACUACUAGCAAUUCGAGAAGCCUGCAUCAGUUUGGAGAAAGACUAUCAACCUGGAAUAACUUACAUUGUAGUUCAGAAGAGACAUCACACUCGAUUAUUUUGUGCUGAUAGGACUGAAAGGGUCGGAAGAAGUGGCAAUAUCCCAGCUGGAACAACAGUUGAUACAGACAUUACACACCCAUAUGAGUUUGAUUUUUACCUCUGUAGCCAUGCUGGAAUACAGGGUACCAGCCGUCCUUCACACUAUCAUGUUUUAUGGGAUGAUAACUGCUUUACUGCAGAUGAACUUCAACUGCUAACUUACCAGCUCUGCCACACUUACGUGCGCUGCACACGAUCUGUUUCUAUACCUGCACCAGCGUAUUAUGCUCACCUGGUAGCAUUUAGAGCCAGAUAUCAUCUUGUGGACAAAGAACAUGACAGUGCUGAAGGAAGUCACGUUUCAGGACAGAGCAAUGGACGAGAUCCACAAGCUCUUGCCAAGGCUGUACAGAUUCACCAAGAUACCUUACGCACAAUGUACUUUGCUUAAAAAGUCUAAGAAUAUUCUCUGAGAGGAAGAACUGGAAGAUGAAUCAACAUACAACUAUGUUUCCAGUGGAGUCAGCUGAGUGGGGAUGCCUCCAGCCAUACAGAAACCAACGCUGUGUGGGGGCCAGGGUAUGAUCUUUAUGUUGAUACAAGGAAGAUUGUUUACUUCAUCAAGGAACACAGCACCAUUAUGCAAUAUGAAACCAGCCAACUGCUUUUUUGUGCGGUCUCCUGUAGGAAGUAUCGCAAUCAUUUUGUUUUCACUUUCUUGUAGUCUAACCCUUUUAAUGCCUUUACCUCAAGUUGCUUGGCAGCACAACUCUUUGCAAAAAAAAAAUGUAAAGAAAAAGUAAAUGAUGGUUUUUUAAAAAACACACCUAUAUGAAUAAUCAAAGUGAUUGUUCACAAUUAUGUGUGCAAAAAAUGUGCAUUCAUGUGUUCUUGUAAAAGUUAUCUGUAUAUUUUACUUAUAUACAUGCAUACUGCAUAUGCAUAUAUAUCUGGAUCUAUACUGAUAAUAGAUAUAUAUGUAUCUCUGUAUAUAUUUUAUAGUUCAUUCCAUUGGGGAACUUUCUUUCCCUUUUAUUAUCCUCCCACCACCACUAUGAUUUCUCUCUCUACCACGCUUGCCUUCAUCAACUACAUUUGUUUUUCCCUGAUGCUACCAGUAACAUUCAGAUGUUCAUGUAUCUGGUUCAUUUGAAUAUGAAGCAUGGCAAACUAGAUUUUUAUUUUGCACGCCCUACUCCUGUCUUGUCUCAUACAUAAUUCUGAGUCCUCAACUCUUGGUAUUGCUUUCUUAAGAAUCUAUCUAUCUAUCUAUCUAUCUAUAUAUAUAUAUAUACACACAUAUAUAUAUAAAAAAUAUGUUUUUGUGAGAGUGAAUGUCUGCCCCCUCCUGCUCUCAACUUACAUUUGCCAUUUGUGCAAUGUGUACAUAAGCAGUAGCAACCUAAGCUAUUCUUUUUCUUUAGUGAGUUUGUUAAAGCUGCUAUAAAUACAUAAAAAAAGAACACAACUUUGUCAGAAGUUGUAACUCUCUCUAUAUAUAAGUGAUAUGUAUUCUAAAGUCUUCUGUUUCUAUGUGUUAUACAUGGAAAUCCCUUAAAACUUUUAUAAAGGGUAAAUAUUUUAAAUGAUUGGAACUGUGUAGGAUUGAGACCUCUGAAAUUGGGUGGAGAGAAGGGAUUGUGGAGGGUUUUUUGGGGUUUUUUUUUACUAGUUUAUUUGCUGCCUCUCAUACCUUAAUGUGAUUUUCAUAUAUAUAUAUUUUUAUAUAUAUGUGUGUUGUAUAUAUAUAAACAUAUAUGUAUGUGUUUUGAAGUAUAGCUUCCUUUUCUUUUAUAUUUAUUAGAAUAGUGCUUUAAUAAUUAUAGAAUCAUAUUGGCAACAUCUUUUAUAGAAAUAUAAUCAUGUUUAUUUUAAGAAAUGACAACUUGUUUUUGCUCUCUUUUAGUGCAAUAAGCAGUUUUAAAAGAAAGCUGUGUCUGUUUGACAUCUUUACCACAGAUAGUGGGAGAAACAGGCACCUCCAUAAUUUUAAAAGGGCAAAGUAUAUAGCCUUAAUUUCAGAAGGAAAGUUUUGUAAUUUUCAAGUUUAAAGCAUGUCUUAUAAAAAUCAUAAUGAAAAUGAAGGAAGUUAAAUUUCCUAAAUGAGUGUUGACCUUGAAUAUUAGAAAUAAGGUUGAAGAACUUUGAUUUAAGUAAUGACAGCGACUAGCUUAAGAUUUAGAAGAUAUUUAAAUUCUUUGAGAAUAGAUCAUGUUUAUUGAAGAAUCAUACUGGUAAGGUGCCCAUUUUCACUUACUAAAAUGAGUCAGGAAAAUAUAAAAUGAUAUUUUAAAAACUUUUUUUGCUAAUUCAUCACCAGUGUAACUUUCCUCUUAAAAUUAGGGUGAUGGUGACAAAGGAAGUUAGGACUUUGAGCAUUUGAAAUGAGUUAAAUCACUGAAAUGUUGAAAAAAGUUUUGCGAAACUUUUGUUUUAUUGACUUCACUUUAAGAUAUUAAAAAAUACUAUAAAGCUGUCAAAACCGAGUUUAUCAGUAACCUUGGAUUCAGGGGAGCUUUGCACUUUGUAACUCAUGAAAAUUGCAUUUUGAUUUUUUUUUUUUUGCACUGGUUCAGAGUAUAGAUAUUACAGAUUGUUUCCAGUGGGCAUUGUUGUUAACCUUUCAGAAUUUCAUCUGCACAUGAAAACAAAUGGAUUAGCUCUUUAGUUUCUCUCUUACCUAUAAUCCACACUUAUUGCCAAUUUACUGUAUUUUGAGCCUAAAAUCUGAGCCCAUAUCCUCCAACAGGUAUGAAAUCUUUUGUCCCUCUGCCAGAAAACUAAGAAAGUACUGUAUUUUGUAUGUUUAUUAUAUUGAAGUGUCUGAAAUGCAAUUUACAACACUGUUUUAAAGCUCUUUACAUAAGGUAAUGUUUGUGUAGUGUAUACAUUUUUCUCCCAACCCUCCCCCCUCCUCCAAAAAAUUUCUAUAAAGAGUGUAUUUUUUUUACAUUGAAAUUUCACUGAAUAUAGUCAAGAACAUAGGCAAGAGAAGAAAAUAGUAUAUCCUAGGUGGUAAAAACCUGAUGGCGUAUGUUUGCUCAGUAUGAGUAAAACAUCUUCCUUUAUCAGUGGGAGCUGUACAGAUUGAUGUGGAAAACUUUAGGGCCCAGGGAAGAACUGUAGAUAACCUUUCCCUAUUUACCUGCUUUACCUAAUUUUCAGUCACUUAAUCUCACAUGUGCUAAAGUAAAGCCCAUAAUUUAAAACUAUUUAGAAGGACUUUUACAGAGGAAAAAAAUUUUUUUUAAAUAUAAAGCUUUACCUUUGAAGUGAGUUCUUUUUAGGGUGCUCUUAGAGUUUCAACAUUGCUAGUUUAAAGUUGGUUAACUUGAAAG
Messenger RNA from Mesoplodon densirostris (Blainville's beaked whale), 5779 nucleotides. RefSeq names its product argonaute RISC catalytic component 3 (gene AGO3). Gene Ontology annotation, biological process: regulatory ncRNA-mediated gene silencing; regulation of stem cell proliferation. Gene Ontology annotation, molecular function: RNA binding; protein binding. Lineage: Eukaryota; Metazoa; Chordata; Mammalia; Artiodactyla; Ziphiidae. The record is from RefSeq and is a predicted model, not a curated record. The transcript is spliced from 19 exons. The coding region runs from base 310 to 2892 and encodes 860 amino acids.